CGAACCUCUACUUUCUCUCUCGCAUCCUCUCCACCCCGGCUUCUCCCCGCCCCCCCCUCGAGGUCAUCUUCAAUCGCUCACCAUGUUCUCCGUUCGUCUCGCCCGUGUCGGCCUCCGUGCCUCCGCCCAGCAGUUCACCGUUCCUCGCACUGCCGCCCUCAACGGUCUUCGCACCUAUGCCACCCCGGCCCAGGAGGUCAAGCCCCCGGUGUCCCUCUUCGGCGUUGACGGCACCUAUGCCACUGCUCUGUACACUGCCUCGGCCAAGUCCGCCGCUCUGGAGCAGACCGCCAAGGCCCUGGGCAACCUGAGCCAGACCCUCAAGGCCGACCGCAAGUUGACCGAGAUCCUCAACGCCCCUACCCUCUCCGUCGCCGACAAGCAGCAGAUUGUCCAGGAGCUGCAGAAGGUGGCCGGCGGCGCCGACAAGGCCGAGAUCCUCAAGAACUUCCUGGCCACUCUGGCCGAGAACAACCGUCUGGGUCUGCUGGAGGGUGUCUGCGAGAAGUUCGCUACCCUCAUGGGCGCUCACCGUGGUGAGAUUGAGCUGAGCAUCACCAGCGCUCAGGAGCUCGAUACCAAGACCCUCAACCGUCUUGAGAAGGCCGUCUCCAAGUCCGAGUUCAGCCAGGGCAAGAAGCUCAAGGUUGUCUCCAAGGUCAACCCCGACCUGAUCGGCGGACUCGUCGUCGAAAUCGGUGACCGCACCAUUGACCUCAGCGUUUCCUCCAAGAUCGCUAAGCUCAACAAGGCCCUCACCGAUGCUUUGUAAAUUUCUUUCUCGGAACAUGAAGAAAAUUCGAAUUGUUGUUGACUAGGAUGACUUGGUGUCUUGUCCCCGAGGAAAAUCCUUCCAUCAGCACAUAACUAUAUCCCCUUUUCCCAUCCCUACAAACCCGUUCCCUCCCGUCUAAACCACCCCCUUCUCUUUCUCCUAUAAAUUCGUCAGAUAAAUGUAUCCUAACUUAAACACGUUCCACGCUA
Messenger RNA from Aspergillus saccharolyticus JOP 1030-1, 984 nucleotides. RefSeq names its product F1F0 ATP synthase subunit 5. Gene Ontology annotation, molecular function: proton-transporting ATP synthase activity, rotational mechanism. Lineage: Eukaryota; Fungi; Ascomycota; Eurotiomycetes; Eurotiales; Aspergillaceae. The transcript is spliced from 4 exons. The record is from RefSeq and is a predicted model, not a curated record. The coding region runs from base 83 to 772 and encodes 229 amino acids. Gene Ontology annotation, cellular component: membrane. Gene Ontology annotation, biological process: proton motive force-driven mitochondrial ATP synthesis.